This is a messenger RNA of Penicillium brevicompactum, 459 nucleotides long. RefSeq lists its product as uncharacterized. The coding region runs from base 1 to 459 and encodes 152 amino acids. The transcript has a single exon. The record is from RefSeq and is a predicted model, not a curated record. NCBI's taxonomy places the organism in Eukaryota, Fungi, Ascomycota, Eurotiomycetes, Eurotiales, Aspergillaceae.
AUGCCGCGCCCUCACCCCAACAACCAUUCUCACCCGAUAGACUACGAUCGUCUCCAAAUCUACCUUGCUAUCUGUAAGCCAAACUAUCAUGGCUGGGACUAUUGGAUGAUUAUCUUGGUCCAUCCAUUCGACAUGCAAUGCACAUAUCUCCAUUGUUCCGGAGGACCAGGCGACCGUGAAUUCUUUAUUGAAGAAGACAUGCGUUUCGAUGACAGGACCAUCGCAGAGCACAAGUAUAUUGCCACCAUUCUUGCUUCCUCUCUUCCGACCGUGAUUCACGAGGCUAGGAAGCUCCCACUACAGAGUUGUCAACCGUGGGCUUGCUACCUGAUUUUUAGACUCGAGCAGAAGGGAUUCGUCAAGUCGGGAACCUUUGAUCAUUAUAUGUAUGAGUACCGUCACCUCAUGACCGAGAAUCUUGGCGCCGGAGAUGAUUUUCCCCUCGGUAUUAGCAUGUAG